CCCGACUACUCUUGGCCUACUGAUUCUGUACCCCGCUUACCCUCACGGGCUCACGAUCAGUUGUUACCUGCUAGGGCCGUUAGCCACUUCACAUCUGGCUCUCCCGGUACCUGUCCCCAAAGGUCUCCUCGGCCACUGGGGGCCUGCUCGGAGGUCGUGACCUGGCCCGGGACUGUUUUAAGUCCAUCCCCACCAUCAGGGGCCCUGGUGAAAGCACAGCCCGGGCUUAGACCCCACGCUCUGAGUAGGUCCGCCAGCUGGCAGCCUGAGGCACCACCGGCGGAUCAU
This is a messenger RNA of Staurois parvus, 288 nucleotides long. NCBI's taxonomy places the organism in Eukaryota, Metazoa, Chordata, Amphibia, Anura, Ranidae. The record is from the annotation of a GenBank genome assembly.